AUGUACGGAAGCUGCCUUUUGCAGAAAGAAACAGGCAUGUACCCGGGCACUCUCAGGAGCCCUGGGGUUGGCGGCACAGCUGGGACAGGAGGCACGGGGGACGGUGGGAGUCCGAUACCAGCCUCCAAUUUCGCUGUGGCACCGGCUUUCUCGCACUAUAUGGGGUAUCCUCAUAUGCCCAGCAUGGAUCCUCACAGGCAGUCUCUGGGAGACUGGGGCUCACCCUACAGUCUCCCGCGAGAAGACUGGAGCGUGUAUCCUGGGCAGUCUAGUACAAUGGGCACAGUGCCGGUGAACGACAUGACCUCGAGCCCCGCCGCUUUCUGCUCGACCGACUACAGCAACUUGGGCCCUGCGGGCGGUGGAACUAGCGGUAGCCCGGCUGGUGGGUCGCUUGUCCCGACGGACGCAGGCGCCGCCAACGCCAGUUCCCCCAGCAGGAGCCGCCACAGCCCCUAUGCAUGGAUGCGCAAGACCGUGCAGGUGACGGGGAAAACCAGGACAAAAGAAAAGUAUCGUGUAGUUUACACUGAUCAUCAAAGAUUGGAGUUGGAAAAGGAAUUCCAUUGCAAUACAUAUAUCACCAUCCGGAGAAAAUCAGAGCUGGCAGUUAACCUGGGCCUUUCUGAGAGACAGGUGAAAAUCUGGUUUCAGAAUCGCAGAGCCAAGGAGAGAAAGAUGAUCAAAAAGAAAAUCUCCCAGUUUGAGAAUAGUGGAGGCUCGGUGCAAAGUGACUCUGGCUCCAUCAGCCCUGGGGAACUUCCUAACACUUUUUUCACCACACCAUCUGCUGUUCGUGGAUUUCAGCCUAUUGAGAUACAGCAGGUUAUAGUCUCUGAAUGA
Rhinopithecus roxellana (golden snub-nosed monkey) is the source of this 843-nucleotide messenger RNA. RefSeq names its product caudal type homeobox 4 (gene CDX4). The transcript is spliced from 3 exons. Bases 1 to 843 code for a protein of 280 amino acids. Gene Ontology annotation, biological process: embryo development; animal organ morphogenesis; regulation of transcription by RNA polymerase II. NCBI's taxonomy places the organism in Eukaryota, Metazoa, Chordata, Mammalia, Primates, Cercopithecidae. The record is from RefSeq and is a predicted model, not a curated record. Gene Ontology annotation, molecular function: DNA-binding transcription factor activity, RNA polymerase II-specific; RNA polymerase II transcription regulatory region sequence-specific DNA binding. Gene Ontology annotation, cellular component: nucleus.